Eruca vesicaria subsp. sativa (arugula) is the source of this 958-nucleotide messenger RNA. NCBI's taxonomy places the organism in Eukaryota, Viridiplantae, Streptophyta, Magnoliopsida, Brassicales, Brassicaceae. The record is from the annotation of a GenBank genome assembly.
ACCCUUUAAAAUCAUCUCUAACUUCUAAUCGACGGUUCCUAAUAAAGCCACGUCUACAUUUCUGAAAGCUAACGUAGUUCGCGACAACGCACAAGUCUUCUUCCCUCCACCAAAUAUUCUCUUGACUCCGAUCUAUCUAUCGUUUCCUCUCCGAUUAAAUCUGAUCGGAUUCUCGCCAAAACUACAACGACCACCACAUCAGCGAUGCAACAAGGAGAUUACAAUUCCUUUUAGCUUUGGAGAAUCGUAUUUUGGCGGAAGUGUCCCAAAGGUUGAGUUAUGCCAAGGAAUAUGCUAGUAGGAACGUGAGCGUACAGACCCAUGGAGACCUCACUAGAAAGUUACAGGAGGAAAUGGAGAAGAACCGCAGGUCUUCAUCUGGUAAUUAUUUACGUUUAAUAUAGUUCAUGGUUUUGGUUUAUGUUUCUUCUCAUUAAUGGUUUUGUUGAGAAGGAUAGAUAUGACUUCAACAGGUUCGAGGGAAGGAUCUGGAAGGCGGAUGAAGGAGGUCGCUUGUCCAACAUGUACAGUGCACUUUCAGGUUUCAGGUUCCAAUCUCAGGAUCAGAGACCAUUGAGUGUGGGGUUUACCAAAAUCCUUUCCUUGUUAGCUCGCAUUGAUAAUCCUUACCCGCUGUUCAUUGGUUCCUUGACAUGGUGACAUAUAUUGUCAAUUAAACGUAUGCGGUUUGGUCAUUUUGGCAAUUGAACUGGGUUUGUUCACACCAAAAAUAAGUUGUUGGUCGUGUCUCUCAUGUGGAUGCUGGUUCCCAUUUGUGUGUAUACGAGUGUCUUUCGAGUGAUGAAGAAUCUUUUAUGUAGCCCGACUCUUUGAUGACUGAUUGUUUGAUUUUACUCAUCAAUAUUUCUGACCAUUUAUUUGAUCCGUGAGUUUUUAAAAAAAAAAUUAUAUAUGAUUUCUUUGUUCAUGUAAAAGAUAUUAAAAAUGAGAACUCGUG